Kuraishia capsulata CBS 1993 is the source of this 321-nucleotide messenger RNA. RefSeq lists its product as uncharacterized. NCBI's taxonomy places the organism in Eukaryota, Fungi, Ascomycota, Pichiomycetes, Pichiales, Pichiaceae. The coding region runs from base 1 to 321 and encodes 106 amino acids. The record is from RefSeq and is a predicted model, not a curated record. The transcript has a single exon.
AUGGCCAAGCCGAAUGAUACUCCAAAGCUUAAGGCUAGAUCUAAAGCGAAAACAGCGAACAAAGUUUCCAAAAGACAGGUGAAGGCUAAGGCGAGGUCCGCAAAGGCAAUGGUGGAGAAGCUGAAUACGGCAAACGGGUCGGAACUAAAUAUUCUGAGGGAAGUGGAGGCUAAGACUGAGGAAAAGGCAGGAGCACUUAAGGGCCUGCGACACGAACAGCAGAAAGACGCUGAAAAGAAAAAGAUAACAGAGGAGAAAGAAAAGGCUCUUGAUAACGAUUUGACCGCGCAGUUGGAAAUGAUCACAGGCAUCAGCCUCUAG